AUGGACAAAGAGCAAGUAUUCUUAGAAGAAAAGGCCAGUAAAGAGUGGGAAGAAAAAUGGGGAUUCAUAAAAGAUUUCGAAAAGCUCUGCAUAGAAGUGGCGGCUAAGCGUGGAAUAUCGGAGGAGGAAUACAAAAGGAUGACGAAGAUGAAGUACAGGAGCACAAAUAACGGGAGUCUGUCGUUAGGGAACGCGGCGGCAACGAAGGAGAUGGGGGAGUGUGACGUGAAGCCGUCUGGACCAGUGCCAAAAACUACUUCAGGUUUUAUUGGAUGGCGAUCCAGCGAUUUUUCCAAUAACUUGGAGAAGUUUCCCAUGUAUGUAAGUCCUCGACAUACCCUGUAUCCCCCCGAUUUACCACCACCUUUACCAGUUUAUAGUAUAAUGUUGGUGUAA
Molecule: messenger RNA, 396 nt
Organism: Agrilus planipennis (emerald ash borer)
Lineage: Eukaryota; Metazoa; Arthropoda; Insecta; Coleoptera; Buprestidae
Exons: 4
Coding region: 1-396 (131 amino acids)
Source: RefSeq, a predicted model, not a curated record